AUUCCUGCGCGCCCGGGAAAUAUAAGUAAAAUUUAUGAAAUCAAAAUUAUUUUCUUUCAAUUUGAUGUUAUCCCAGUAUCAUAAAAUUCUCCCGCCUUCUUUUCCCUCCAUAUGUUAUAAAACCCAUGGAUGGAUUCGCCUCAUUGAACCAUGAGUCACUAUUCUGUUGAGACUUGAGAGGAAAAAAAUCAAAAAUAAGAGAAGGAAGGAAUCGAUCAUCAGGUGAUACUAUUUUCGAAUAACAACUUGAGAAGUCAUGUAAUAUAACAUGAUAUCACUGUCUAUUCACAGAAGCGUAGUCCUGCCAAGCAUGCAGAAGUUCAAGAGAUUACCAAAUCUGAAUAAGGUAUGUUCCACAAAUUACAUGUGCUUACUUGGUUUAUGUUGGUAUCGUUCUAUCAUGGUUAGAUAUGAAUGAGACCUUCAUUGACAGAGAUAAGAAUUUUGUUUUAAUUUGGCUUAUGUGUUAUGUGCUUGUCGAGUUUUAGCCAAUCAUUCCCUGGCCCAUCUCCAGGAUUAAAGUGAGGAAUACUACUAUGUGUUCAACUGAGAUAUCUUAGGAAGUUAGACUUUUUCAGUAUAGUUCAAGGUGACAUGUUACUUGUUGAUUGUUGUUGAACAUAAAAGUUACCUUACUCGAUCAGUUACAUGAGCAAGGUUGUAUAGAAAAAUAUGAAAUUUCGUAGGAGUAGGAAAAUUAAUAAAGGUGUUAAUGAUCACUCUGCAUAAGUGUAAUUACAAGAUAGACUGAUCAACCUAGACACCGGUAAGAAGAACAACUAGAUGAAAAACUAGGAAACAGGAACAAAGAUUGGUCAAUAAAAUGUAAGUUUUAUUUGAUUAAACAAAUAAAAUAACCUCCAAGGUUAUUUUACCCUAGGUGUUGUAUUCCUUGACACCUUGCUAUUCCCACUGAAGUCCAUUCUAGCAGAAAUUUCCCUCCUAUAUAUGUACUAACUGACACAAGUUUUAUAGGCUGGAACAUCCUUUCUAGGACGGAGAGCAAUGUUCCUCUAGACACACUUAGGUUUUGGGUCUCUUGACAGGACCCAUACCUGAAAAUGGAUCAUUGAUGAAUUGUGGUAUUCAUUAAUAGAAUCAUGCCAAUUUUGAAGCUUUGCAGAACUUCAUUUAUGUGUAUAGAACUUAGUCGAUUUUGCGAAAAGAAGCACGUUAACAAAGCAUCUGUUGUACUAUCAGCAGUUGCCCUUUUUUCGUACUUCACAACUCUCCACUUUCAGUGAGAGGAGGAGAACGAAAUGUUUAAGAAGAAGAGUCGUGAAGUACUGAGAAUCCACACCUGUUAAGAUAGAAGAGGAAGUAAAUUUGCGUCGAUAUGCAUACUUGUACUGAGAACAGUCUCCCCUCAGAAAUUAUCAUAGAAAUACUUUCUCGCUUGCGCACUGAUUCAGUCUUGCAGUGCAGAAGAGUAUGCAAAACGUGGCGACGCCUAAUUCAUCAUCAUUCCUUUGCUAAUAAGCAUCUACAUCAAUCAUUACGGCUUCAUGGUAAUAAUAGCUCAAAUCAUUCUUCUCUUAUUGCUUCCAAGGUAGGUUCCGGUUUUCUUUUCUGCUUUGCAUUUACACGGGAAAACGGGUGCCAAGUUUAUUAUGGAGAGUACAAUGACCGGCCUAAUACAAAACUUUGAAGGAUCAACCAGCAGUUCAUCAGUCAAUCAUUGGCUCAUGCAAUGGGACUGUUUCUUGCAUUCGAGAAAAAGUUAGAGUCUAUGGUGUGUGGUUUCGGUUACCAUCAAUCUCUUAACAAUUACAAAAUUGUUAAAAUCUACUACAUUCAGAAUGAAUCCUUAGGGAAGGUCCAGGUAUAUACACUUGGUAAAGGCAAUCGUUGGAGAGACUUGGGAGAAGCUCCUUACUCAUUGCGAUACACUUGGCAGAGUCGUUCUGAUGAUUGUUCUCCAUUUGGUACAUUUGCAAACGGAGCUCUUCAUUGGCUUGAUAUGGAACAAAAGAUUGUUUCCUUUGAUUUGGCAGAAGGGAAGUUUUACUUGCUCCCACCACCUCCUUUUGUCCGUGAUGCAAGUGUGAGGAACUAUUUUAAACUUCAGGUUCUGGGAGGAUGCUUGUGUUUUAUUCAUCAAAAGUGAGAUAAAUUCUUAAACUGGUUCUUAAGGAAAACAGGAAAAAAGGAGAACACAGUUGUUACUACGUGAAUGAGCAGGAUUACAGUUCAUUAAACUGGAUUAAGAGUUCAGCAUACCAACUAAAAGUGAGGCAGUGCCCUUUGCCCUUACAAACGGUGGUCAUGUCCUACUUCGCUUCAACUCUGGUGUCUUCUGUUAUGAUCCAGAAACUACUGCAGUAUCGAAUAAUCUUAUAAGUAACAACUUUUAUCGUGUACUACAUGUAGUUCCUCACAUGAACAGCUUGGUUUCGCUGAAAGGUCUGAACCAACAAUAUUGGGAUAACAAAAGAUAUGAUGUUAAUCCUGCUCCAAAGGAUAUCUUUAUUCAACAACGGGGGAAGGGUGACAGAGAGAUUGAUGUUAAUCCAAGUCUUACUAUGUCUCAAUAUCUGGGUAAGCAGGCGGUAUCUCCUAGACAGGCUAUUGGUAGCAUUCUCAACAAGUCCAUUCCUAUGAGAGUUGGGGUGGAGGCAUCUCACUCGAGUAAAGCAGCUGAUAGAAGUGUUGGUGGUUUGAGAAAAAGGAAGGAAAAGUCACUUAACUGCAAGUCACGUUGCUCUGACAGAUCCGAGAAGCAAGCUAAUUCUCCCCAAGAGUUGUACUGUUCUGAUGAAAACAGUCCCCUCAAUAAUCCUCUCAGCCAUCGUUCAAGGUGUUCUAUUAGCGAGGGAGGAAGUGGUGUUGGUGGUACAGAGAAGAUUGUUGCGGAAGUUGAGGAAUUAUUAGAAGAUGAUGGGAGUAGUGGAGGAACUUGUAAAGAAGUGAGCGCCAGAUUGCUUCUUGGGCGUGCGCAAAAACGACAUAGGGAUGGUUCGGACAUGAAUGACCAGGGAAGUGAGAAGUCUUGCUCUGAACCUGGCAGAGCCCGUGAUCCAGAUGUCGGGCAACCAAGAGAAAGAGGCAAAGGUAGUUCACUCAUGUCCACCUUAGGUUGCUCCAAAAGAGGGCAGGGUGAUCGUCCACUUCCUGAGUAUACUGCUCCUCAAAUAUGUCCACCAAGUUUUCUUAUGGUAGCUGGAUUUCCCGUACUACCUAAGUAUAAAGAUUUGUAUACUCGAGUGAUUGCCUCCAAAGGGCACAUGGCCUCCGACACAAAGGUUAAAUCGAUGAACAUACAAGCCACUAUGGUCACCGAACUUUUGGGGAUGCUCCAGCAAAUGACCUAACUCUCUGGUCGCGAUGUUACCUCCACCAACUUACAACAAUGGCGUGCAACAGUUGAUAGUGCUUCCGCUAUGGACUUUCACGUGUCAUGGUUAGAUGAUCAACUUCACCUUCUUGCCUCUCAAAUCCGUGAUGUUGGAGAACUAAAGGCGAUAAAGCAGAGUCUGGAAACAGAAGUCAGAGGUAGUGGGAAGAAGAUCUCUUUACUUCGCUCCAAAAUGGAAGAGGCGAGACGUGCAUACGAGGCUGCUAAGGUAGAAAAAGCUGAACUGAUUUUGAAGGUGGCUACAGUGAAAGCUAGGCUUGCUUCAACAUCGCAUUGUCAUGGUCGGCACUUGGUUCGUGUUUAGGUACCCCUCAUUGAUUCUCUUAGUCUCUGGGGUUGUGAUUUGCUUAUUAAUAGUUAAGGCGCUUGACUCUGCUUCUUAAAAUUUUGUUAUGUUUCACUUGAGGAGUGAGUGAUUUUGUUUUGAUUAUUUACUUAUUACUUUCAUAUUUUGUUGGAAUUUU
Molecule: messenger RNA, 3819 nt
Organism: Papaver somniferum (opium poppy)
Lineage: Eukaryota; Viridiplantae; Streptophyta; Magnoliopsida; Ranunculales; Papaveraceae
Exons: 4
Coding region: 2379-3311 (310 amino acids)
Source: RefSeq, a predicted model, not a curated record